Anopheles coustani is the source of this 3896-nucleotide messenger RNA. RefSeq names its product serine/threonine-protein kinase PRP4 homolog (gene Prp4k). Gene Ontology annotation, molecular function: protein serine/threonine kinase activity; ATP binding. NCBI's taxonomy places the organism in Eukaryota, Metazoa, Arthropoda, Insecta, Diptera, Culicidae. The transcript is spliced from 6 exons. The record is from RefSeq and is a predicted model, not a curated record. Gene Ontology annotation, biological process: peptidyl-serine phosphorylation; mRNA cis splicing, via spliceosome; peptidyl-threonine phosphorylation. Bases 10 to 3009 code for a protein of 999 amino acids.
GUGAAAACGAUGACAUCACGUGAAGUAAUUAUCGCUUCGGACGAAAGUGAUUCGGCCGAGGAGGAGCAAAGCCCUCAGAACAACAAAUCGGAGCAGAAGCAAAGCAGCAGUUCCCGCAAACAUAAAAAGCAUAAGCGUCACAAGAAAUCAUCAAAAUCCGAUAAGGCGGAGAAGACCUACAAGGCCAAGAAGCAUAAAAAGCACAAACGGAAGCACCGUGGCGAGGACGAAGAGAACGAGGCAAGCAGCGGGUCGGAAGCUGACCACGCCAAGAACAAUGGCGCAAAGGUAGAAGUGCGUAAAGUGGAACAACCUGCACGAUCCAAGCGAUCCGCCGAAAGCGACGUUGGCGAUGACACGGCGCGUCCGAAAAACAAUGGCAGCAGCAAGGUGGCGGAAAAACGGAAAGGGCACAUAUCGACGGACCCGGACAAACUGGUACAAAUGCUAACGCAAAACCUGGAGAAGCGCAAGGAGGACGUCGUGUCGGUGGAAAGUGAAAGUGAGGGAACGGCGGUGGAGGAUGCACCCAGCCCGGAUGUGGCGGUCAUCGAAGACGAUGAACUCAAUCUGGAGGAUCUGAUGCGCCAGAAGGCAAUGCUACAGGCUUGCCUUGGUGAGUAUGCGACGGACGACGAAGAUGACGGAAAGCAGUCGAAGGCUAAAGGAGGAGAACGUCCGGUUAAGAAGAAGCGUGUGGAGCCGAAUGAAGCGGUCAUAACAAUCGAUGGAGAUUCGACGCCGGAUGAUGUGGAUCGGCUGCUCAAGAAGGCAGCUGUGAACCGCACGACUGCGGCGCGCAGUGGCCAGGAUGAUUCACAACCUCCCUCCCACCGGAGCUCUAACGCAGAGGUCGACAAAAGGUCAUCGAAAGAAUUCCAGUCACAGCAGCAGCUAGCAGAUGGACGCUCAAGGCAAUCGGAUCGAGACCGCGAACGGGACCGGGAAAACAGAACCCGUGAGGAGCGCCGUAAUCGGGAGGACGAUAACUACAAGCGCCGCAUGGCCGAGGAACGCUUCGAGCGGGAGAAAGCUCGCGAGCGCGAACGCGAUCGGGAUAGGGACCGGGCGAGGGCCCGCCAGCGAGAGCGCGAUCGUUCCAUGGAUCGGUCGUUCCGCGAUCGACGUGGCUAUUCGCCGCGUGAUCGUAGCCGCGAGAGACGUUCGAUGGAAAGGGAUCCCCGUGGUCGGGGAGGAGGGGGUCGGUUGGGAUCACGUGAUCGUUUCCGUGGCAGAAGCAGGGAUCGUAACGUGCGCGGUGGUCCGGGUAGGAUGGAUCGAGACUUCCGCGAUCGCGAUUGGGAUCGUGGUCGCGACAGGGAUCGAGAUCGAGGUUAUGGGCGUGGUAUGCAGCGGAACGGGCGCGACGGUCGGGGUGGCGGCGGCAGGGGUCGGAAGGUGGAAGACGAUCGUUUUAAGGAUUCUCUUAGUGAAGGACUCAAGCAGCAGAAGGAGUCUAGUAGCGACAGUGAAAUUGCCGACAUCGACAUUGACGAUGAGGAGGACGAGGAGAAGAUCAUUGAAAAGAGACGCAAGGAGCGCGAAGCGCUACUGAAGAAACUGGGUGCAGCGAACGAGGACAGCAACAGCAUGACGGAAGUGCAACCGCCCGAACUGCGCCAGCUGAGCAGCAGUACCGGCCCGUCGUCCCGGAACGAUUCAUCCACCAACAACAGCCGGGAAGCGACGGCCCACCACCAGCAGCAGGAUGACCGCGAUGGGACCGACCAGUCGCUCACGCCCCCGAUACCGAGCGAACGGCGGGAUCUGAUGGAUCAGGUAGAACGUAAGCAGAAAGACCCGGCCGACCCACCGAAAGGGGACCUGGACAGGCAGAGUAAGGAACCGAAAAGUACUGCGAAAGAAAAUGUUAAACGCCCCGAAUGGGACAUGUUUGCCGAACAGGACAUCGACUCCAACUUCGACUCGCCGAACCAGGUGGUGGCGAACAAGCAGGCGCACGAGAACCCGGCCUUGACGGACAACUGGGACGACGCGGAAGGCUACUAUCGUGUCCGGAUCGGUGAGGUGCUGGACAACCGGUACGUGGUCGCCAACUACACCGGCCAGGGGGUGUUCAGUACGGUCGUGAAGGCUCGGGAUCAAGCCCGUGGCAGUGCCUUCGUUGCUGUUAAGAUCAUUCGCAACAACGAGAUCAUGCAUAAGACGGGCCUCCGGGAGCUGGAGAUACUGAAGAAACUCAACGACGCGGAUCCAACCGAUCGGUACCAUUGCCUUCGCUUGUACCGACACUUUUUCCACAAGCAGCAUCUGUGCAUGGUCCUGGAGCCACUCUCGAUGAACCUGCGGGAGGUGCUGAAGAAGUACGGCAAAAACGUCGGUCUGCACAUCAAAGCCGUACGCAGCUACACCCAGCAGCUGCUGCUGGCCUUGAAGCUGCUGAAAAAGACCGGUAUCCUGCACGCGGACAUCAAACCGGACAACAUUCUGGUCAACGAGAACAACUUGGUGCUGAAGCUGUGCGAUUUCGGAUCGGCAUCGUCGAUCACCGACAACGAGAUCACGCCGUACCUGGUGUCGCGCUUCUACCGUGCGCCGGAAAUCAUCCUCGGCCUGUCGUACGACUACGGUAUCGAUAUGUGGUCGGCCGGAUGCUCCAUCUACGAGCUGUAUACGGGCAAGAUUUUGUUCAGUGGUCAGUCCAAUAAUCAAAUGCUUAAGUGUUUCAUGGACCUGAAGGGCAAGAUACCGAACAAGCUGAUUCGCAAGGGUCAGUUCAAGGAUCAACACUUUGACCAGAACUGCAACUUCCUAUCGCACGAGAUAGACAAAAUCACCGAGCGGGAAAAAAUUGUGGUCGUAUCAGUCAUAAAGUCGACGCGGGACUUACAGCAGGAGCUCAUUGCCGGACAGAACCUUCCCGACGAGCAGAUACGCAAAGUAUCGCAACUGAAGGACCUCCUGGACAAGGUGUUCGCCCUCGAUCCCGCCAAGCGAAUCUCGCUGAACCACGCGCUGGCACAUCCGUUCAUACAGGAUAAAAUCUAAAGGGAAACCCGUAGAAACCGAAUAGGAGAGCGAAUGCACCUGAGGCCCCGUACGCAACGGAAGUAUACUCCUUCCAAAAACCCCUUUAUUUGGACAUAAAUGAAUCCAUUCUCUCCAGCAUAUCUGCAGCUCCUUCAUGUACAUUAACAAUGACCUUUUCUUACUUACGCGCUUCGCCGAACAACAACAACAACAACAACCACGUCGACCGCAAUCCGCACCACUUUCUGCACACACCACACGCGCGCAGUCGAAUUCAUCGAACGAUGAAGGAAGCCCUACCCGAUGAAGAUGAUGAUGCACCCAUCAAUCUCUCGUAGGAAUCAAAGUGUGUGUGUGUGAUUAGCAGGCUAUGAAGACCGUGCUGCAGAACUUGUAAAGAAAAACACAAUUUCUCUUGUUUUGUUCACGAAGCAAGCAAUGAGAGAGGUAAACAACUAAAAGCCACUCAUGUAGUAAUCUUUAAUCGAUCUUAAUCAUUAUGGAAGAAGAACAAAAACAAAAGCCCCAUACAUAUGCGAAACACUAGACCAACCAUAGGAAUGAUUACGAUUUGUGAAAAUCUAGCAUCGGAGAAUUAAUCUUUUUCUUUCGUUUUACGUAACGAGGAUACCGUUUUUCUUCUUUUCGGUCACUUUAAUGGUACCAUUUUUUCUUUGCUCAACAACACCUUGACUCUGGCCGAUUUAGCAGGUUGCAGAAAGUAUUAAAUUAUCGCCAGGCAUGAUUAGCUUAAGCUUCGGUACUGACACGAACUUGGUGGCAAGUGAAGAAUGAUUUAAAAUCAUUUUGUAGACUAUGUUUUAAUUGUUUUUAUGUUCGCCAUUUGAUUAUAUUUCAAUCAAAUUCUUCACCAGAGGGGUAAAUAAAUAGAAUUUACAAAUCGA